AUGGCGACAAAUGGUACAAAAGCAUCGGAUGGACACGUUUUAACGGAGGUGAAUGAAGCGCCUACCACCAAUGAUAAACCCAAAACACUGGUUGUCAAAGUCCAGAAGAAAAAAGAUCUUCCUGACAGAGAAACGUGGGCUGGGAAAUUUGACUUUCUUCUGUCUUGUGUUGGUUACGCAAUUGGACUGGGCAAUGUCUGGAGAUUUCCGUACCUUUGUGGAAAGAACGGCGGAGGAGCCUUCUUGAUUCCUUACUUUUUGACCCUCAUAUUUGCUGGAGUACCCUUGUUUCUCCUGGAGACCUCUCUUGGUCAGUACACGUCGAUUGGCGGACUUGGAGUGUGGAAACUCGCUCCAAUGUUCAAAGGUGUUGGCCUGGCUGCUGCAGUUCUUUCUUUCUGGCUUAACAUAUACUACAUAGUCAUCAUUGCUUGGGCAAUUUACUACUUAUAUAACUCAUUCACAACAGACCUCCCGUGGAAGUCAUGUAACAAUCCCUGGAAUACUGAGAAUUGUUUUUCAAACUACUCGCUGGCAAAUACCUCCAAUAUGACCAGUGCAGUUGUGGAGUUCUGGGAACGUAAUGUGCAUCAGAUGAGUAGUGGGCUGGAGGAACCUGGAGAGCUCAGAGUGCCACUAGCAAUAACACUAGCCAUUGCGUGGGUCCUGGUCUACUUCUGUAUCUGGAAGGGUGUUGGUUGGACUGGGAAGGUGGUGUACUUCUCUGCUACAUAUCCGUAUUUCAUGCUACUUAUUCUGUUCUUCCGUGGCGUUACACUGCCUGGAGCGAAAGAGGGUAUCUUGUUUUACAUCACGCCAGAAUUCAGCAAACUGAAAGAAUCAGAGGUGUGGCUGGAUGCAGCAACCCAGAUCUUCUUCUCCUAUGGAUUGGGCUUGGGUUCUUUGAUUGCACUUGGCAGCUAUAACCCCUUCAAUAACAACGUUUACAAGGAUUCUGUCAUUGUCUGUUGCAUCAACUCCUUCACAAGCAUGUUCGCUGGCUUUGUCAUUUUCUCCAUUGUCGGUUUCAUGGCCCACAUAACAAAGAGGCCAAUUGCUGAUGUAGCUGCAUCAGGUCCAGGACUGGCUUUCUUGGCAUAUCCAGAGGCAGUAACACAGCUACCCAUUUCACCACUCUGGGCAAUUUUGUUCUUUUCAAUGCUGCUUAUGCUUGGGAUUGACAGCCAGUUUUGUACAGUUGAGGGCUUCAUUACCGCUCUGGUGGAUGAGUUCCCUCGCUUGCUGAGAGGGCGAAGAGAGCUCUUCAUCGCUGUCGUCUGCCUCGUGUCAUAUGUGAUUGGCUUGUCAAACAUCACCCAGGGAGGCCUAUAUGUGUUCAAACUGUUUGACUACUACUCUGCUAGUGGAAUGUGCUUGCUAUUCCUGGUAUUCUUUGAGUGUAUCUCCAUAUCCUGGUUCUAUGGUGUCAAUAAAUUCUAUGACAAUAUCAAAGAGAUGAUUGGAUACAAGCCUUGCAUUUGGUGGAAACUCUGUUGGGUUGUCUUUACUCCCCUGAUUGUGGCUGGUGUAUUCCUCUUCAGUGCCAUUCAGAUGGUUCCCCUCACCAUGAAUAACUAUGUGUUCCCAAAGUGGGGACAGGGUGUUGGCUGGUGUAUGGCCUUGUCCUCCAUGGUCCUCAUCCCUGGUUACAUGGUUUAUAUGUUUCUCACGCUAAAGGGAUCGUACAAAGAGCGUCUACGAAUAAUGAUUCAGCCAACAGCACUGGUCAAAAGCCAAGAAAACGGGCCCGAGCAGCAACCAGAGAAUCCCAACCCAGUCACUGAGGAGGCUUAUAUCUAA
Chanos chanos (milkfish) is the source of this 1800-nucleotide messenger RNA. RefSeq names its product solute carrier family 6 member 1b (gene slc6a1b). The transcript has 14 exons. Gene Ontology annotation, molecular function: gamma-aminobutyric acid:sodium:chloride symporter activity. NCBI's taxonomy places the organism in Eukaryota, Metazoa, Chordata, Actinopteri, Gonorynchiformes, Chanidae. The coding region runs from base 1 to 1800 and encodes 599 amino acids. Gene Ontology annotation, cellular component: cell surface; axon; plasma membrane. The record is from RefSeq and is a predicted model, not a curated record. Gene Ontology annotation, biological process: sodium ion transmembrane transport; nitrogen compound transport; amino acid transport.